UUAUUUUUUAUUUGUGGUAUAUUUUGUGGUUCGAUUACGGUACUCCAUACAAAUAAUAUGGCGGGUUGUUGCGUGUUCUGUCAUGUUGUGGGUCGUUUAUUAUAAUCUUUUCACUGCUUUUCAUAUCAGGACUGGUCAUAUAUUUUAGUAAAUAUAAUGUUAAUUUGCAGUUUUUUAUAUUUUAUUAUGUAUUGAUUCGAUGAAUUUAUUUUUGGACAUAGCUUUUUUAUGAGGUUAAAUAUUUAUUUAUAUUAGUGUUUUUUAUGAAUUAAUAAAAAUGAGUGACAGGAUUAUUGUCCUUGUGGACAUGGAUUGCUUCUACUGUCAAGUGGAAGCACGAUAUGAUCCUAGUCUCAAAGGAAAACCUAUGGCUGUGGUGCAGUAUAAUCAGUGGCAGGGAGGGGGUAUUAUUGCCGUGAAUUAUGAAGCACGGGCGUUUGGUGUGACCAGGCAUAUUCGUGGCAAUGAAGCAAAGAAAAAAUGCCCACAAAUAAAAUUGGUGCAUGUACCAUCUAUUCGAGGCAAAGCAGACCUUACUAGAUAUCGAGAAGCAGGACGUGAAGUUGUGGAUGUUUUAUGUCGUUUCUGUGAUACUGUGCAGAGAGCUAGUGUGGAUGAAGCAUACCUUGAUAUUACUCAAACUGUUAAUGCUCGAUACAAAGAGCUUAAAGGGACACAUGUGAAGUCAGAUGAACUCAAAAGUACUUUUAUCGUGGGAUUUUCUCCAGAGGAUUCAAAUGAUGAAGAAGACAGAAAGAAAGGUGUGAUGACCUGGCUCAAUCGAGUCUAUCAGGAUGAGCUACAGGAUGAAACAGCUGAAAAACUGACAAUAGCUGCCCUGCUUGUUGAGGAAAUGCGGGCCGCAGUGUAUGAAACCACUGGUUUCCGGUGUUCUGCUGGAAUUGCUCAUAACAAAAUUUUGGCUAAACUUGCUUGUGGAAUACAUAAGCCUCAGCGACAGACCAUCUUGCCACAAACUGGAGUUCCCAUUUUGUAUCACACUCUUCCUCUCAAAAAGAUAAGAGGUCUUGGGGGCAAAUUUGGAGAUAUGGUAAUGCAACGCUUGAAUAUUACAUAUAUGGGUGAAUUGCAACAGUUUUCUGAAGCACAAUUACAAAAAAUAUUUGAUGAAAAAUCAGGCACUUGGUUGUUUAACAUAGCUCAAGGUUUUGAUGAUGAAGCUGUUACUAGUAAGUUAACAUCAAAAUCUAUUGGUUGCUGCAAAAAGUUUCCAGGAAAAUUGGCAUUAAAUACCAAGGAAACAGUUGAACACUGGCUUAGUGAGCUUGCAGAAGAAGUGGGAGAGAGACUAGAAAAAGAACUCUCUGAGGGCAAUCGAAGAGCUUCUCAAUUCGUUGUUUCCUACAUGCAGACAAUUGAUGGUCGUGAUGUUUCUGCUUCACGUUGUGGUCCCCUUGUCUCUCUUGAACCAAAACAAAUGGUGUUGGAUGCAAUGGAACUGCUGAAAAGAAGCAACACUGCCCCUAGUGAAAGUGCAGUGUGGUAUCCUCCACUGAAAUUUUUAGGUUUGUCUGCAGGCAAGUUUAUUGAGAAAGAUUCAAAAAGCAAAACCAUAGAGAACUUUUUCAAGUUAGCACCAAAAGAAAAAGAGAUUAGCCUUGUGGAAGGUGGCCAAACAAUUCAUGAGAACUUACUUGUUAAAUCAAAUGAAAACCCUUUAACCCCUGAAAAUGCUCCCAAGGAAGAAAAUAUGAAGUCAUCAGGCAAAAAGUCUUUUUUCUUAAGAUUUUUUAAACAAGAAGGAUUGAUAAAAACUCCUUCAUCAAGCAAAGUGGAGAAAGUUGCAGAUGAUAAUAAAAACGAAAUCAGCCACGAGGGGAAAGGGGACAAACAAGAACCUACAGGUACUAGUCAACAAGCCACUACAUCAGAAGGGAUUGCAGGAAUCACUAACAGGGCUCUGCGUCUUUUACAAGUUGAUGAAUCAUCAAAUGAUUCUGACAAACCAAUAGAGCAUUGGGUGAGUCCUGGAGAAAUCUUUCCCAAUUUGGAUGAAGUAGAUGAUGAUGUAGCAGCAUUAUUACCCUCUCCAUUACAACGACAGCUUCGUACUCGUAUCCAAAAACAUCAAGAAGCCAAAAAUGUUGGAAAAAAUAAAGGUUGCGGAAAAGGAAAAAGUAGGAAGUGUUUGGAGUUCAAUGUAAUUGGUACAUCUGCUGUUACAGAUAAUAAUGAUACUGGGUUUAAUCACACUAAAACAAUUAUAAAUGAUGUCUUAGCAGCCUCAGAAGAAAAGGAAAGCUGUGAUUUGUCUGAACAGGCAGAGAAGAGAAAUGAAGAAGAGUCUUAUCCAAAUGUUUCCCAAGAAGACAUUUUUGCUAGUGAUUCAAGUGAUCUUAAAGAAAAAAGUGAUGUGGAAGUUACUGAACUUCCACAUAUUUCAUCUAACAUUGGAAGGAAGGAAACGCACAGCAAACCAAACAAAUCUAAUGAAAAUUCUAAUGGGAGAACAUGUAAUUCAGGUGAGCUAAACUGCAUUCCAAUAAGGCAAGAUGCUCAUUCUAUUUUUGAAAACUCUGCUUCUGACAGUGAGGAAAUUUUGGAAGUUGGAGAAAUUCUCAAAGAACUUUGUCCACAUUGUAACCAACUUAUUUCUCUGCAAGAGUAUCCGGAACAUCUAGAUUUUCAUGUGGCUACAGAUUUAGAUAAAGAAAUCAAUAAAGUACCACUUCCCCAAAAUACCUCUUGUGUUAAUAAAUCACCAGGGAAUUCUCCCAGAAAAGAUGUUGGGAAGCGCAAGAGAGGAAGACCUGGAACUAAACAGAAUGUCCCUGCCACAGACAAGAAAAUGAAAAGCAUAACAGCUUUCUUUGCUCCUGUUAGGUGACGCGAAGUGAUUUAAACUUACGAGUAGUUAUGGCUCAGCUGUGUUUACUAAAAUUAAAUUUGUAUGCUUAGAAAUGUAUAUAUAUUGACAGAAAAUUUAUUGUGAUUUAUUUAAUUCUUGAUAUGUUACAUCAUUUAAAAUGGUUGUGAUGAGUUACAUUUUGCAUACCAAUAGCAAUCUGUUUCUAUGGUCCGUGUGUGUCAUAUUUUAUGUGUAUAUUUAGCUCUGCAAGAAAUAUUAAUAUAUAUUAGUAGUUUUAAAAACUAAAAUAUUGAGCAAAUUCUACUUGUAUUUUCUUAUUGAAAAGGAGUGUUUUAAAAUGAAAGAAAUCAAACUUUUUA
Gryllus bimaculatus (two-spotted cricket) is the source of this 3189-nucleotide messenger RNA. The record is from the annotation of a GenBank genome assembly. Lineage: Eukaryota; Metazoa; Arthropoda; Insecta; Orthoptera; Gryllidae.